CGCCAUUUGUUUACAUAUGUUUUACGGACGUCGAUGUAUACCUUUCGACUUCCAACGCAGCCGCGGCAUGGCUUCGCGUGGAGGAAAAACAGCUGAUUGCCCAAGCGCACGUGACCUCACGAACGACGCUGUUGCUACGCGUUUCGUGAGUGGUCGAGCCGAGCGGCCCGCGAUUGGUUGGCACGGUGCCAGUCACGUGGACAUGCGACCUCUAGCGUGCGAGUUUGAUCAGCUGUCUGCUGCCUCAGUUGUGUUGCAGAAGACAGUGCAGGAAGCGGCUUGUUUUGGGCUGACAUGUCAGGUGCUCGCAAGUGUCGUUCCUGCGUGGACGGUGCUUGCACGACGGGGAUCGCCUGACGGACAUUUGGGACUGUGAUGGUUGCUGGAAAUCCCUGCGAGUGCCUUGAGUUGUGGAGACCAUGGCCCCAGCAGCGGUGUCGCCGGCAUCUCUGACCCGUUCGUCGAGCGUCCCGUGCGCCAGUUGGACGCUUCAGCCGAGCCUAGACCCGUGACCGGUUCUUCUGGACUGGAAUUACGCGAAGGGUCGAUCGAGGCACUGCAGUAUAUAUACCCUGCUGCCCGCCUCUGUCGUGCGUCUGUCCCGUUCGUUUGGUGUGCGGCCGUAGUAGCCUCCCGUAGCAGGCACAGGUUGUUCUCCGGCUCCUUCGGAGGUACUGAAGGCGCUUCGCAGCGCCCGCUCGCUCGCUGCCGAGGAUGAGACCAACCGCGGAGACCGAUAUGCGCCCAGCAGUGGAGGAAGUGGUGAUUGAUCCGUAUGACUUCUUCAUCGAUGUGGGCAGCCUGGUGCUUGAAGGGCGGGUUCCGUGCUGCACUUCUCGCGGGUGUCAUAGAGGGCCUCACUGUCCACCCAUUACUUCGGGACAAGCAGCACGUCAUAGUUGCCACAGUAACCCACUCGUUGAGUGCCAGCGGUAUGAGGUAGCCCUGAAGCACAUGCUGAUGCUCUGGAGAAACAGCAUCCCAAUGGCUGUCGAAGUCCUGCUGUCGCCAGACUGCGCCCAGUGUAGCAGCACGGACCACACAAGUGGCAUUGACACCUCCUCAGCGCCUGAUACAUCGCAUCUUCUGCUAGAACAGUGGUACAUCCAAAUGCUGCCAAGACGUGUUUCAGAAGCGACCGCUCCGGCACGAUGCCUGCUCCAGGCAAUGCGGUCCUACCUUUACUUCUCGCAAAUCAGUGCCUGGUAUAGCCUCUCAGGUGGAAGGAGUCCUCGGAGCAUCUACUACAGGAUCUCUGUGCCAGGAGAGGCAUUCUCCAGCAAGUUCCUCUGCAGUCCUCACGUCCACAACUUUCCUGUGGCAAACCUUGGGCGCAACACUUACCUCAAGGUCUCUGUCAAGUCUGCACCCAGGUGCCCAAAUGGCAUACCGGCCAUUGCCUGUGCCAAGCAUCCUUCCGUGCCUCCCAUGUCCACGACUCCUACUGAGCCAUUGGGACCCACUAUCACUGCCACACUUCAGAGCCGGUCCAACAGAGACGUUAACAAUGAUGGGCUCAUCAGAAACGACGAGUCUGUUGCCAAGCGCAAGCCUAAAAAGCACAGCAAGGGCGACCUGUCGGCUGACGUACUGUUGGGGGAGAGCCUUCUCGAUCCCCCGCAAUCUCUGCAGAUGUACCCCAAACGGUACCAAAGCCCAUCGCGGUGUGGAAGCCCAAGUGUCGAGGCACCCGAGCAUCUGUUGUUUGGGAGCCGAGCCCAGUCGCCUCUGGAGCCAAGCGGAGAAGCCGAGACGGAGCACAAGCGAGGAAGAGCACCGAGGCGCCCUGUGAUUGAGCGCUUCCUUAAGAAGAGCGGAGAGCCACUGCCCGGUGAUGUGUUUGCUCCAGAUGCUCCCACUGCCAGCUCCAACCGGGUACAGCCAAGGAAGGAGGAAAUAGCACCAACUCCUUUCUGGCCAAACCAGCAGCACAGCCGAGUGAGGAGCCUUAUGGUUCCAUUGCAGGCUCCGGAACAGCAAGCAUCUUUUGUUCCGGCAACCCCUCAGUCCCCUCUUCUGCUCAGCAAUGAGCGAGUCAUCGCUAGUGUGGAAGAACUCGGUGAAAACAAACUGCCUGACAAGUUUGCUCGUGCUGCUUCGCCCGACCAGUGUGGAUUGAAGCAGAGUUUCGAGGACAUGAGUCUGUGUCACAUUGGCAAACCGUCUGCCAAGCACAAACUGAUCUCUAGCAGCUCUAGUUCAGUGUUACACGAGCAGCCGCCAGCUGCCAAGCCUCAUUUUCAAAGGACGUCAGAGCCCAAUGUGCAAAGCCAGUGUGUGGCGAGUACAGUGACCGAUGACAAAGUGGAGCACAGGACCGUUGCGAAGGUGGUGAAAGCUAGUGGUAGCAGGUGUGAUGGUGGUGUUGCAGCUCACAAGGAAGAAGCGAAUCAUACUAAGCGAGGUUUAGGGCACAGUAAAACCUGGAGCGAAGGUCUGUGUGACCUGAAGCUCAAGGAUGGAGUGGUUGGGAAAGGCAGCCACAUCUUCAACAACCUCAUUCACAAGCACAAAGUGAGGCAGAUGAUGUGCAAAGCACGGAAUCAUCCAGUGCCUACAGCGGCGGAGCGUGCUCAGUUCCGCCGCUCUUUGGACAGUGCCACCUCAAUGGUCUUCCAUCAGAAGACUGGUCUGCCUCUAACUUCUAGUCCCGCUCCUCUUCGAAAAUCUGGAGCUAGUUUUGAUUUUGACAGCAGCCUGACUUCUGUGUCUGCAAUUAAGAGGGCAUUGUUUGAGAAAGAACCUGAGGAAGAGGAAACAUCACCAGGAGAAAUAAUCAGCUCAAGUGCUCCAGCAUCUACCACCACGAGCAGCCUCAUUGUUAACUUUGAAGAGUCUGUCUUGAAUGGCCGACUGGAGCCAGUAAGCACUGUGCAGGGAUUUAUUGCUGAGAUUGGUGCCAGUGGAUCCUUCUGUCCAAGGCACACCACACUCCCAGUUACUGUCUUCUUCUACUCACUGCACGACAUCGACAAAGUAGUCUCGCCUUAUUUGGGUCAUAUUAACCUUGGCAUGAAAGGUUACCAUGUUCCAAAGACAGGAACAAUACAAGUGACGCUGUUCAACCCGCAUCACACAGUGGUAAAGAUGUUCGUCGUCCGAUACAACCUCUCGGACAUGCCUCCCAACUGCCAGACAUUCAUUCGACAGCGCACUCUGUUCAUGCCCACCGAUGCCUCUGAGAAGGACCCUGAGGCCAGUCGAUGGCUCCGUUACCUCAUUCACCUCAGGUUUGCAAGCUCCAAGUCGGGACGCAUCUAUCUGCACACAGACGUGCGCAUCAUCGUGUUUCGAAAGAGCGACUUGGACGCAGCCACCAUUCACGGAGAUCGUCCGUACGAACUUCGCUCCUUCACGCAGUGCCCGGUCAACCCUAAGUUCUCUCCCUGCGAGUGAUUUGAUGUCGACGGAAUAAGAGAAGCUCACUCUUUCAUGCCCACAGACAAAACAUACACACAUGCUGGCUGUCUCUUGUUCUCAUAGACUUUCACGCUACGAUUAGUAGGAGGAAAUACGGCACUGGAGUCCUUGCACAAUGGGAAUGAUGGAUAGUACGUUAAUUAUUCUUCGACUCUGGCUUGGCUUCACCUAGGAAGCACAUCUCAACUUGUUGUUGUUCAAUGCUCAUAUGUGAAGCACCGUGCCCUACAACAUAGUUUCCCUGAAGUAUGCCUGCACAUGAAAUUCCCAACAAAUUUUUUCUUUUACAUACUCCAGUUUCCUUCCAAUGAAUAACUUGCAGGAGUACGAUAUUUCUUAUCGGUAUAGAUUGCAAUUCAGCAAUGUUUUUAGCUCGAAUGUUCCAAACACACAUAAAUUCAUUAAGAGGUGAAUGAAAUGUGUCCCAAGUUUUGCCACUUAAUGAACCUGCAAUGAGAAGUUAGGUUCACAUUAAUACAUUUGAGCCAUUUUAUAACGAAAUUGCAUCCCACACAGAAAUUCAAAUUAAAUUUAACAUUAGUUAUGAACAUUUAUGUACAUUCACAUGCUGGUAAUGCAGAGAAAUGUAGAUUCAAUUCAGUUACCUCAAAACUUGUGAUUUCCGUGUUCAUUAUACAUAGAUAUGAGUAUAAAAGAAACGGCAACUAUGGAAGCAAGAAGAGCACCGUCACGGCUGAUAUAUGGAGUGUUAUUCUGUCAACUGAUUACAAGUUGACUUUUGUUAUUCCCAUGAUAGCGGAGUAUGCACUGGGGCUACAUUUCCCUCUAGUAAACUUAGCAUGACUGUCUAUGAUUGUUCCCUCUUAUUGUUUGGUUUGACUAAAGUGAUCUCUUUUAUAGUGGCUGCAGAUCGAAUAAACAUCUGUAGAGCAUGCACCUCCUCCCAGAAGACCACCUGGCCAUGUGUUUCUCUUUUUUUUUUUGCUUGUUGUUGAAAGUAAAUACAAAAGAUAUUGUUCAUGUAUGCUGUUAACUUAUUGUCUAAGAGACUCUAAUAAAUCACUAGGAAAUAUGUAGAAAUAAA
Rhipicephalus sanguineus (brown dog tick) is the source of this 4465-nucleotide messenger RNA. RefSeq names its product protein FAM214A-like. The record is from RefSeq and is a predicted model, not a curated record. NCBI's taxonomy places the organism in Eukaryota, Metazoa, Arthropoda, Arachnida, Ixodida, Ixodidae.